AUGUCUAGUGUUGGUAGCGCUAAUUUUAAGGUUGAUAUCCAGGAUGAUGUUGCCACUGUUAGGAUGGCAAAAUCACCAGGAAAUGCAUUGGAUUUAAGUUUCUUCCAAGAAUUUCUUGACGUAUUUAAUGAGGUGGAAAACUCUUGCCGAGGCAUGAUCCUCACUUCGGACUUGCCGCAAAUAUAUUCAGCUGGACUAAACAUCAAAGCAGUCGCUCAGUUAUCAUCGACGAGUGAAGUAAACGAGUUUCUGGCUGGACUGGAAAAGUUUUGGUUUCGUAUUUACUCAUCAAAAUUAGCCACUGUGGCUGCUAUCAAUGGCCAUGCUACUGCUGCAGGCUGUUCCGUUGCUCUCGCAUGUGAUUACAGAAUAAUGAGUAAAGGAGACAAAAAACCUUACACGAUUGGAUUAAAUGAACCUAGGCUGGGAUUGGAAAUUCCAUUUUGGUUACUGGAAGCAUACAAAGAUACCAUUAGUAAUAGGAACAUAGAUCUCCAUGCGCAACUCGGUACCUUAUUUCCUGAGGAAGAAGCCGCUAAAUUAGGACUCGUUGAUCAGUUAGUCUCUAAGGAAGAGCUACUGCCAGAAGCUCAAAAACGGAUGAAAGAAUUUCUAAACGUAGCGGAUCAUUCCCGUCAAGGUUGUAAACUGCUCCUCCGUCGAAAUCUCAUGAAUCACUAUUCUCAAGUUGGUGAUAAAGAACGACAGCGAUUGGCGGAAACCCUAACGAGUCCCAAGACCCGAGAAUUAAUUAAGGAGAUGAUCAUGAAGCUUUCAAAGCCACGUAAAUAA
Messenger RNA from Trichoplax adhaerens, 792 nucleotides. RefSeq lists its product as uncharacterized. The record is from RefSeq and is a predicted model, not a curated record. NCBI's taxonomy places the organism in Eukaryota, Metazoa, Placozoa, Uniplacotomia, Trichoplacea, Trichoplacidae. Gene Ontology annotation, cellular component: mitochondrion. Bases 1 to 792 code for a protein of 263 amino acids. Gene Ontology annotation, molecular function: enoyl-CoA hydratase activity. The transcript is spliced from 6 exons. Gene Ontology annotation, biological process: fatty acid beta-oxidation.